Molecule: messenger RNA, 1786 nt
Organism: Botrytis cinerea B05.10
Lineage: Eukaryota; Fungi; Ascomycota; Leotiomycetes; Helotiales; Sclerotiniaceae
Exons: 3
Coding region: 101-1597 (498 amino acids)
Molecular function (GO): heme binding; iron ion binding; oxidoreductase activity, acting on paired donors, with incorporation or reduction of molecular oxygen, reduced flavin or flavoprotein as one donor, and incorporation of one atom of oxygen
Source: RefSeq, a predicted model, not a curated record
GUUGUAAAUGUUUAGUUACACAAACAAGAUGCAUUGCGAGCUAUUCAAACCUCUCCGCACACAGAAAUAAUAACUUCCAAAAUAAAAAGCACACUGAGCGAUGUUAGUUAUGGCCUCUUUACUCAUCAAAUUGCUGUUAUUAUUCUCAGUUAUCUUUUGCUAUCAGCUCUAUACAAGAUGGAAACUCAGAAGGAACACACCUGCAGAAUGCCAACAGCCUCCAAGUUUACCCACAAUUGAUCCUUUCCUCGGUUUGGAUCUGUUCAAAGAAUCUCUCGAGCUAAGAAAGCAGCACAUCGUCCUAGAGACCCACGCAAAGCAACAUGAUAUCUACGGCAAGACAUUCCAGGCUCUACGUCUCGGGAGAACCACGUUUUAUACAGCCCAUUCAGAUAAUCUGAAAGCAAUUUAUGGAACAGAUUGGAAAAAAUGGGGUACAGGUAGAGCUAAUGCUAUGGAGCCUUUUUGCGGUCGAGGAUUUGUUACUAGAGAUGGCGAAGAAUGGCGAGUUCAUCGAAGUUUGUUUACUUCAACUUUGACUGAAGCCAACACUGUAAAUUUGAAACUCCUCGGCGAUGCCUACGAACAGUACAUAAAAGUUCUGCCGACAAAUGGACAGACUGUCGAUUUGGCGCCAACAUUUGACGGGUUGUUCCUGGAUCUAUCACUCCAAUUUCUGUUCGGUAAGAGCCUAGCAGCAUUAUACUCGGGAGAUUCACCGGUGGAUAUGCAAACCUUUGAGAAAGCAUUUGACGCUGCACAAAGCUGGAUGGGUAUACGAUUGGCAUUUGGAAAGUUCGGACGCAGUGCCUCCCUCCUCAGUAAGAAAUGGAAAGAAUCGUGCAGCAUAGCGCAUUCAUUCGUGGAUUAUCAUAUUGGCAAAGCACUAGAGAAAACAUAUAGCUCAAAGUCAGAAAAGCAUGCCUCAAGUCUUCUCGAGAAUUUAGUGUCACGGGGAAAAAGCCUGGACGAAAUUCGCGCGCAAAUUCUUCAAGGUAUGCUAGUAACUCAAGAUACAACGGGAAUAGUUUUAAGCAAUACGAUAUUCCUGCUUUCGAGAUAUCCCAAAAUCUGGACACGACUCCGAGACGAUGUUGCUACUCUCGGUCCAGUUGAAGUUUGGAAUGCAGCAGAUUUGAAAAAUUUAAAUCUUCUUCACAACUGUAUAAGAGAAUCUUUACGCAUCUAUCCUCUAUUCCACGCAAACGGCCGUGUAGCUCUUGUCAACACAACACUUCCAACUGGCGGGGGCUCUGACGGUACAGCACCAAUAUUCAUCUCAGCAGGCACGAGAGUUAGCACAAAUUUUUACACGCUUCACCGAGAAAGAUCGGUGUUUGGGGAGGAUAUCGAGAUAUUCAAUCCUGACCGAUGGAACAGCAUUUCCCCAAGUAAUUGGGAAUUCAUGCCAUUCAGCCAUGGUCCGCGUAGCUGUGCUGGUCGACAUAAAGCUCUAGGUGAGGCCUCAUACAUUAUUGCCAGAAUGGCAACUCAAUUCCAGCAAAUAGAAAGUCGCGAUGAUAGGCCAUGGACUGAGGACCUGAAAUUGGUAGUGAAAAAUGGCAAUGGCUGCCAAGUAGCGCUUUUUCUUGCUUGAGGAAUAGCUUCGUAUUAGUCUACUGUGGCUUGUUAGAUUCUAACUCAAUUUCCGGAUAUGAAUUGAUGGUAAGACCUUUGGAUAAUAUUUUGUUAUCCAUGUGACGGACCCCAGAGGAUUUUGCAAUAGACAGAACAAGAGUUGCUGCUGGUGCUUAUGAAUUGGGAUGUAGAUUAAUUAGUGCCAAGA